Salvia miltiorrhiza (redroot sage) is the source of this 1766-nucleotide messenger RNA. Its product is annotated as acetylornithine aminotransferase, chloroplastic/mitochondrial. Gene Ontology annotation, molecular function: pyridoxal phosphate binding; identical protein binding; transaminase activity. The transcript is spliced from 3 exons. Gene Ontology annotation, cellular component: chloroplast stroma. NCBI's taxonomy places the organism in Eukaryota, Viridiplantae, Streptophyta, Magnoliopsida, Lamiales, Lamiaceae. Gene Ontology annotation, biological process: arginine metabolic process. Bases 237 to 1619 code for a protein of 460 amino acids. The record is from RefSeq and is a predicted model, not a curated record.
AAAGAUAGUUACGUAAUCUUGACUAAUAUUAGAUCGCGUACACAAAUUGCAUUUAUUUUGACUAUAAUCAACAAGUGUCUGUGUCCCACGUGACGUGUAAAUCAAAUACCCUUUUCACAGUAAUUUCUUGAGCCGCCGCGCCGCACCCCUCAACUCCAACCUCCUCCACGGCACCGCUGCCGCCACCACCACCAUUUCCUCAAAUUAAAACAAUCGUCACUUCCUCUCACCUGAAAAUGAGCUGGUCGCUACAUCUCCCCCUCAACAACCCUCACUCCGCCGGCCUACACGGCUCUCUAACCCUCAAACCCGCCAAUUACUGCUCCGCGCCCGCGGCCUGCCUCAAUGUGGACGUGCGUACACCCGAUUCCCACCGGACCCCGGCGCUCCACGAGAAGAGGAGCUCGGAAAUAAUUGCUGACGAGAAGAAAUUCAUCGUGGGGACGUACGCUAGGGCGCAGGUGGUGCUGGCGAGUGGCAAGGGCUGUAAAUUGUACGAUGUCGAAGGGCGAGAGUAUCUAGACCUCACCUCCGGAAUCGCUGUGAAUGCCCUCGGCCAUGGGGAUUCUGAUUGGCUGCGCGCCGUCACGCAGCAAGCUGAGGUGCUCGCGCACGUCAGCAAUGUUUACUACUCUGUUCCGCAGGUAGAGCUUGCAAAACGGCUGGUUACCGGCUCUUUUGCUGAUCGUGUAUUCUUCUGCAAUUCCGGCACUGAGGCCAACGAAGCAGCAAUUAAGUUUUCAAGAAAGUUCCAAAGAUAUUCACACCCAGAUAAAAAUGACCCUCCCGCGGAGUUUAUCGCCUUCUCAAAUUGCUUCCACGGUAGAACAAUGGGUGCUCUCGCACUAACGAGCAAAGAGCACUACAGAACACCGUUCGAACCUGUUAUGCCCGGGGUCACUUUCUUAGAAUACGGUGAUACUCAAGCAGCAGUGGAAUUGAUUCAGAGUGGAAAGAUUGCUGCAGUGUUCGUGGAGCCAAUCCAAGGCGAAGGCGGUAUAUACAGCUCAACCAAGGAAUUCCUGCAAUCAUUGCGAACCGCCUGUGACGAAGCUGGAUGCCUUCUUGUAUUCGACGAGGUACAAUGUGGCUUGGGUCGAACAGGUUAUCUUUGGGCUCAUGAAGCUUAUGAUGUAUGCCCUGAUAUAAUGACUCUUGCCAAGCCUCUGGCCGGAGGUCUUCCCAUCGGUGCUGUACUGGUGACGGAAAGGGUCGCUGCAGCCAUCAACUACGGGGACCACGGCAGCACAUUUGCGGGCAACCCUCUCGUCUGCAGUGCUGCAAUCGCAGUUCUUGACAAAAUAUCGAGUCCGGUCUUCUUGGCUAGUGUUUCUGAGAAAGGCCAGUAUUUCAAAGAUUUACUAAUCUCAAGUAUAGGAGGGAACUCCCAUGUGAUAGAGAUUCGCGGUUUUGGGCUGAUCAUCGGCAUAGAGCUGGAUGUGUCUGCGUCCCCCUUAGUCGAAGCGUGCCAGCAGUCGGGUCUCCUCGUUUUAACUGCGGGGAAAGGGAACGUGGUUCGGAUCGUGCCGCCAUUGAUCAUCUCCAAGGAGGAAGUGGAUGAAGCUGUUGAGAUCUUGAAGAAAUGCUUUCAUGUACUUGAUGAUGCUACCAGCACUUAGCUGCCAUUGAAAUUGCCUCCCAACUUAUACUAUUUUCUUCAACUUAGACCUUGGUUUUGAGAUUUGGAAUUGUAUCAUGUUGUUGUUCAUUGUAGAUUCUCAUUAUGUGCUUCCGUGUUAUAAAAAUAUAUAGCACUUUCUAUUUUA